This is a messenger RNA of Solenopsis invicta (red fire ant), 2203 nucleotides long. Its product is annotated as protein SPT2 homolog. The record is from RefSeq and is a predicted model, not a curated record. The transcript is spliced from 8 exons. NCBI's taxonomy places the organism in Eukaryota, Metazoa, Arthropoda, Insecta, Hymenoptera, Formicidae. Gene Ontology annotation, biological process: nucleosome assembly; regulation of DNA-templated transcription. Gene Ontology annotation, cellular component: nucleolus. Bases 333 to 2036 code for a protein of 567 amino acids. Gene Ontology annotation, molecular function: DNA binding; histone binding.
GUGUUUAGCAUAUGUUCUGUGUGUUCCCUACUCAUCAUUUUCAUGUCGCCCGUGUCGCGUUGGAAAGCAUCCAUUAAUUCUCAUUGAUCGACGAUUGAUAUACGGGAUACACGUAAUUAAGUGCAAUUAAACCUGUUUGUCGGCAAACGUAAUCAAAUAUUUUUAUAGGAAGGUUUUUGAAGCAUUUAUUAGCAACAUAAUUCAAUAAUCUUCAUGAAGGAGAAACUUUCUCGAAAUAUUUAUCAGCAAUGAUGUGAUUCAGUGUUCAGGUUAAUUGAACUUCUGAUUGGCGAUUCUUUGAUUUAUGGUCUUCGUGAUAUAUUACUAAUAAAAUGGAUUUUGGUACUGUGAUUUCCGUCGCACAAAAGAACGAGACGAAGAAACAGACUGUUCCAGACCGUUGCUACCAAACAAAAUUUACGCCGCCGAAGAAACAAUCUAAGCAAUCCAAAUCUCUGUCCGAUAAUAUUAAGAAAUUUUUAGCUCGGAAAGAGGAAGAAGAAAGGCAAAAAGCCUUACAAGAAAAAAGAAAAAAGGAGAAUCUUUUAUCUUUACGAGACCAGAAGACGCAAAAUCGGAUAAACAAACACUUAAAAGUUUGUAAAGCAGCGAACAAGUCGGUGAUUGAGGAUGCCAUUGAUAGUGAAAACACGGCUAUUACUAUUGCAGGUCCAUCUCAACCAGAUGAAGAUGAUUAUGGAUACGAAUCACAAACAGCUUCUGCAUUGUACAAUCAGUUUAUGAGCAAAUAUAAUAGUUUACCUCAAGAAAAACCCAUUUUUAAUAACGAGACGAGAACAGUGAAGGAUAUUGCAUCUACAAAGGAUAGAGUAAAACAAGCUUUGAAACAAGAAUUAGAGGAAAGUAGCGGCCACAGAAAAAGAAGAAAAUCAUCAAAUGCAAAAGAAAUUGAUGUCGAUGAAAAAAUAGAAAAGACAACGAAAAGCAAAGAAAAUAGCAAAGAAAUUAAUAAUAAAAUCAAUGAGAAUAAAGAUGAGAAACCUAAGAUAAAGAAAAAAUCACUGCCACCGCCUAUGGGUUUCGCGGAUCUCUUGAAACUCGCCGAGAUAAAACAGCGCGAACCCGUAGUCAUAGAAAUCAAACCGAAAGUCGAGAAGGAACGACCAAUGACGAAACGUCAAAAACUGGAAUAUGUACAAGAGAAAGAAAGGAAGGAACAACGCGAGAGGAAAGAUUUAGAAGUAAGUAAAAAAACGAGCCUCAUGAAUUCAUCAAGCAAACUUGAUAAAACACAGUCGAACAAGAUUCCCAAAUCUAAUGAAAAAUCUGUAAUUUCAAAUUUAACAUUGAACAAAAAUGCUUCCAAAUGCUCAACGACUAUUUCUAAACAAAUUACUGAUAAAUCUGAUAAAUAUAAUAUUCAAAAAUCAAAUUCGAAUAAGAGCUCGUCUAAGAAUGAGAUAUUAGAAGAACGAAAGAAAUUGGAAACUGAGAGAAGACAAUUAGAAGAGAUGCGACGCGCUAUCGAGGAAGAAAAGAGGAAAUUAGCACAAAGUAAAAAUAAACUAGAAGAUCUGAAAUCUCAGCCUAAGUUAAACGCAGCUAAAUCUAAAUCUAUAAACAAGCAAAUAUCAUCUAAAAAUAUUAAACAGCAAUUCUCAUCUUCAGAUUUAAAGUUGCAAUCCUCAUUAACUAAUACUAAACCCAGACAAUUUCCACCAUCCGACGUUAGGCCUGUGAAAUCAAAAACAGUUGUCAAAAAAGCAUUUAAUAAAAGACGCAUUUAUGAUAACGAGAAAGAAGAUUCCGAUUUGUCUGAUUUCAUAGACGAUGGACCAGGAAAUGACGAGGAAGAUUAUAGUAAACAUAUUAGCGAGAUAUUUGGCUAUGACAAGAGUAAAUAUAAAAAUAUCGAUGAUGAAGAUGAUAUCGCUAUGGAAAGUAAUUUUGCGCAACAACUAAAGGAAGAAUACAUAUCUUCAAAAAUAGGAUACAUGGAAGACUUGGAAGAUAUGCGUAUUGAAGCUAUAGAAAAAAAGAGGAAAGCCAUUUUGAAGAAAAGAUCCCAAAAAUAGUAUAAAUUAUUUCAGCUGUGUACAUAUUUAUAUGUAACUUUAAUUUUUGUGAAUAUUAAUAUUUAUUGUGAAUUAUCAAUAUUGUCACAAAAUGUAUAUAUAAAAACAUUUUUAUUCAUCUGAUAUAAGUUCAUAUUUUACAUUUUCUUGCCUUUUCUUUUUUCUAU